Molecule: messenger RNA, 6349 nt
Organism: Etheostoma spectabile (orangethroat darter)
Lineage: Eukaryota; Metazoa; Chordata; Actinopteri; Perciformes; Percidae
Gene: tle2b
Product: TLE family member 2, transcriptional corepressor b
Exons: 20
Coding region: 863-3172 (769 amino acids)
Biological process (GO): negative regulation of canonical Wnt signaling pathway; regulation of DNA-templated transcription
Cellular component (GO): transcription regulator complex; nucleus
Molecular function (GO): transcription corepressor activity; protein binding
Source: RefSeq, a predicted model, not a curated record
AGCCAACAGGCACAAUAUAUUACAGUCUAGGGCUUGCUGCUGAAAAGCCCGUUGGAUCCUCCACUGACCUGCUGUUCUUUCCUGCUUUCCUCUUGCGUUUUUUUCCACAUUUAGAUUAAAAACAAAGCUCUCACUCUCUCUCUCUUUCUCUCCCCUCCCCUUUUCUUCAUCUUCCUCUUCUUGUUCUCCUUUUUCUCCUUUUUUUGCAGCAGCAGUCAAGGCAGAAGCUUUAGUGUGUCAGAGUGAGGGUAAAGAGGGGGAAAAAGCAGAGAAGAAGACUAUUUGGACGGAGCUGAGUGUGUGUUUAUGUUUGUAUGUCUCACCAUUGGACGGCCGAGUGAAGAGGCACGAGGAGAAGAGGUAGAGGAGGAGGAGAAGAAGAUGGAAGCCUGCCUGGAUGAAAUUCUCUGUGUCAUGUCACUACGUGUGGACCUUGACUGAUCACAGGGUGAGGAAAAGGAAGAGACACGCUGAGAGGAAGACAGGGAGGUGGAGAAACCGAGACUUUGGUUUUAUUGGGAAAAGAAGAUAAGAAGGAGGAGGUACAAGUCUGGCGCUCCGUUUUAUCAUGACAUGGUUGGAUAAACGAACUGACGGACUGAGCGCUCUUCAGUUGUGUGUUAACAGGAAUUCGCCUUAAAAGAAAAGAAGGAGAGAGACUUUGGAAGAGUAAAGACUGCUGUGUUAAACCCAGCUAAGGAGCAGGGACUGGACUUACAGUGUGUGUGUGUGUGUGUGUGUGUGUGUGUGUGUUUGUGUGUGUGUUUGUGUGGCUGUGUAACCGGUGGAGGGCAGAGGAGUGGAGGGCCAGGGGACUAACCUGGCCAUCAAACGGACUGGCAGCCUCUCCUCUCCUGGGAUCAUGUACCCUCAGGGUAGGCAUCCGGUCCCCUUACAACCCGGCCAGUCUUUUAAGUUCACAGUCCUGGAAACCCUGGACCGUAUCAAGGAGGAAUUCCAGUUCCUCCAGGCGCAGUAUCACAGCCUGAAGCUGGAGUGUGAGAAGCUGGCCAGUGAGAAGACUGAGAUGCAGAGGCACUACAUCAUGUACUACGAAAUGUCCUACGGUCUCAACAUUGAGAUGCACAAACAGGCGGAGAUUGUCAAGCGUCUCAGUGCCAUCUGCGCUCAGAUCAUCCCUUUCCUCUCUCAAGAGCACCAGCAACAGGUGGUCCAAGCAGUGGAAAGGGCGAAGCAGGUCACCAUGGCUGAACUCAAUGCCAUUAUCGGGCAGCAGCAGCUCCAGCACCUGUCUCACCAUGCUCCUGGCAUUCCUCUGACGCCACACCCAUCAGGCCUGUCCCUGGGGGCAGGGGGCUCAGGGCUUCUUGCGCUGACAGGGGCUUUGGGGGUCUCGGCACACCUUGCCUCCAAAGACGACCGCAACCACCUUGAUCCCGAACAUCUCAGAGAGGGAGCACCUAGCAGGAGUAAGUCAGUGUCAUCAACAGACAGUCAGCCCACUGAGGAGCGCCAGGGCCCAUCAGGAGGCUACUCCUCCUCGCAGGGAGGAGCUGAGGCAAAGAGGAGGCGCUGUGAUGAUAAAGAGCCCCUUCCGCCACACUCCUAUGACAGUGAUGGAGACAAGAGUGAAGACAAUCUUGUGGUGGACGUUUCCAAUGAAGAGCCUAACUCUCCUGUGGGCAGCCCUCCUCACUCCCCCCACGGGAAUGGGUUAGACCGGGCUCCAACCCUAAGGAAAGAGCUCCCGGGCUCCUCAAGCACAGGAGAGGCUCCCUCCACCCCAAACCCUCGCAGCCCCACCCCAGGGAAGGGCAAGGACCCUGCACAGAUGGAUAAGUCCCAGUCUCCGUUGUCCAAGUCUGGCACCCCAUCCCCGUCCCACCGUGAGGCCCUUACCCCAGGAGCCCCAGGAGCCCCUGGUCCUAGCACCUCCUGCCUUCGUCUGGUCAGCAAAGCAGCAUCCAGCGCAGACCCCCUUGCUCUCCGCAGUCCCAUGUCUGUGCCCUCUGGUUCAUACCCAGCUCAUUUUGGCGUGGUGUCCCACGCAGGCCUGAAUGGGGAGCUGGCCAGCCCAGGAGGUUUCGGUGGGGCUCUAACUCUCUCUCCACAAAUCAGUGCAGCAGCCAAUGCCUACUCCCGAAGCCCCAUGGUGGCAUAUGACUCUCGGUCUCACCUGAGGGCGCCAGGGCUGUCCUCUUCUCUGCCUGGUUCCUCUGGCGGCAAGCCUGCCUACUCGUUCCAUGUGAGCGCAGACGGCCAGAUGCAGCCGGUGCCCUUUCCCCCCGACGCCCUGCUGGGCCCGGGAAUCCCUCGCCACGCCCGUCAGAUUCACACCCUGAACCACGGAGAGGUGGUGUGUGCCGUCACCAUCAGCACCUCGACGCGCCACGUCUACACCGGUGGCAAGGGCUGCGUCAAGGUGUGGGACAUCAGCCAGCCUGGAAGCAAGAGCCCCAUGGCCCAGCUGGACUGUCUGAACAGGGAUAACUACAUCCGCUCCUGUAAAAUCCUCCCUGACGGAAGGACCUUGAUUGUCGGCGGGGAGGCCAGCACGCUGUCAAUCUGGGAUUUGGCCACGCCCACUCCUCGCAUUAAGGCGGAGCUGACGUCUUCUGCACCCGCCUGCUACGCUCUGGCCAUCUCCCCUGACAACAAGGUCUGCUUCUCUUGCUGCAGCGACGGAAACAUUGUCGUCUGGGACCUUCACAACCAGACGCUGGUCAGGCAGUUCCAGGGCCACACAGACGGAGCGAGCUGCAUCGACAUCUCCAACGACGGAACCAAACUGUGGACGGGAGGGCUGGACAACACAGUCCGCUGCUGGGACCUCCGAGAGGGACGCCAGCUCCAGCAGCAUGACUUCACCUCGCAGAUCUUCUCUCUGGGCUACUGUCCGACAGGCGAGUGGCUGGCUGUGGGAAUGGAGAGCAGUAACGUGGAAGUUCUGCACGUCUCCAAACCUGACAAGUACCAGCUGCACCUCCAUGAGAGCUGCGUUCUCUCCCUUAAGUUCGCCUACUGUGGCAAGUGGUUUGUGAGCACAGGAAAAGACAAUCUGUUGAAUGCGUGGAGGACACCGUAUGGAGCUAGUAUUUUCCAGUCCAAGGAGUCCUCGUCUGUGCUGAGCUGUGACGUCUCCCCGGACGACAAGUACAUAGUAACGGGCUCCGGGGACAAGAAGGCCACGGUGUACGAGGUGGUGUACUGAGGGCUGGGACGAGAUGGGAAGAGACAGGACGGAGAUUUUUCUGGUGGUUUUUUUUGGAGGAUAGGGGAGGGGCAACCUGUCGCCCCGCCAACCGCUCCUGAUCCGCAUUACAUCAGCAACAGCAGCACCUCCGUUUCAGUCCUCUGAGCCCUCCUGACCCUCACCCCUAAUACAUCACCCCCUCUCCCCAGUUUUCCUGUGAUAUAAGCUACUGUGGAAGCUCCCAAAUGCCUCCUCCCUCCUCCCCCGUUCCCCUUUAAGCCCAAGGAUGAGGCAUGAUAGCAGAGAGAGAGGCAGAAAGGGAAGCAGCAAGAUAAGAAGGACAAAGGAAAAGGGCGGUGGAGCAUAAAGAUAAAGUCGGGAGGGAAAGACAAGAAGGAGGAGAGAAAGCGAGUGCGGAAGGAAGGGAAAUGAAAGGGAGCAUGAGGAGAGGGAGGAGGAGGAAAGAGGCAGGGUAAUUAGGGCUGUUUCCUGAUUAAGAGCUCAGUGGAAGGGAGGCCCCCAGAGGAGGCGCGGAGCGGCACUGUGGGAGCGCCAGCCAGGAGCACUGAUACCACACAAUCGAUUCAUUAGCCAGACAGUGGAAGCCUUAAUGAGGCUGACGCCGCAGCUCGCUCUCCCCAGCGAGAGGUGUCAGGAGCUCGGGAACGAUGACGCGCCGAGAUGGAGGGGGUCGCUUCAGAUAUCCACAUACACUGACAUGAAACAUAGACCUGCACACACGCGCACACACACAGGCGCACGUCAUCGGGCAAGAAUACACACACUCUCGGAUACACCCCCUUGAGGUGAUCGCAGGAAGAGAGAAACACACACACACACACACACACACACACACACACACACACACACACACACACACACACAACACACAGAGCACCCAAUUAAACAUUCGUCGCAGCGCUCCCCGUCUCACUGCUUAAUAUCUAUUUUAUUUUGGUCUGACAAAGGCAGCGUCUAAUGAGCAGCGGAGUCAGUGGGAUUCUCCCAGGGCCCAGAGACACAAACACAGAACAUCAGCCGAGCUGUUCCCUCUAAUUCCUCUGGAUUGUUCUCCUGACACCGGGCGCUGCACUCACUCUCAUUAAAGGCACUGUCAGCUAGAUGAAGUAGCAGCACGCCAACAUCACUGUAAGGCAGACAAGAGGGCAAAUUAACACCACCCGAUUACGCUAUCGUCAGCAGCAAACUAAGCAGCUAAUCCGGAUCCUGUUAAAUUGUAUGCAACUAGUUGCUGUUUUCAUUUACGCACCAGAUGAGAAUUACAUGUUUAUCAAAGUCAUUGUCUCCGUCUCUGCCUGCCUGCUGAUGUGCUAGUGUUCAUAGUGGCAAAAUCUUGUUCGGUGAGCUAUUGAUUGCUAAUAAUUGAUGAAAAUACACUUAUAGAUUUAAAUGAUUGAUGCCACUCUUUUGCUAAGUAUGAAGCAGCCUGCUAACCUAGCUUAGCAUAAAGACUGAAAACGGGAAACAACUAGCUUCUCUGUCCAGAAGUAACUAAAUCUACCCACCAGCCCCUCUAAAGCUCAUGAUUAACAUGUUGUUUCGUGUGUUAAAUCGACAACUUGCUGUUUCACGCAGUAACUUCCUGGAGUGUCCCCUGGUUUCCUGGUAACCUAGUCAUGCACAUAACCGCACUGUAAAACACCAACAUGUGGAUUUUACACUUCUGGUUAUGGUAUGGAUUAAACGACGAGAUCUAGCGUGUACAUUAGUGAUCUUUAAAGGUGGUGGUAGGUGGGUUUUGCUUCCUUUGGACGGAGCCAGCCUAGCUGCUCCCCAUUGUUUCCAGACUUUAUGCUAAGCGACUGCUGGCUCUGGCCUCAUAUUUACAGUACGAUGUGGGAGUCGUAGCAAUCUUCUGAUAUAACUCUCAGCAAGAAAUCAAAUAAGCGUAUUUCCCAAAGUAUUUUCCAAAAGUAUGAACUAUUUCUUUGAACCUGAUUCUAGCUCUUCAGUCCUCUUUGUAUCAUAUUCCAAACUGUCAGGCAAACUGUAUAUCAGAGCUUUCUGCUUCAGUAGAACAUGCGUCACCAUUAUGUAGACUAAACAGGCACAUUUUAAGCUUUUCUUUUAUUACUCCUUUAUUUCAGUAUUUUUUAUAAAUAGUUAUUGCUCGUCUUAUGUAAUGAUAUGUUUAUGUAUUGGGGUUGCCUAUGACUGCGUUUCAGGUUCAGGGGAGCAAACAGAGGGACGCACUCACACAUGGAGACGUACAAAAUCAAGUAGAACACAGGCGGGAAAAAUAUUUUUGUUCUUUUAACUUUUUCUUUUUUAAAUAAGUGUGUUUUUAUCCUUGGUGGUGGUGACAGGCAGAGGGCAUACAACAUCAGCAGUCCAGUGUAAAGAAAAAUAAAUAAGGCCCUCCGUUUUGUAGGUUGUUUUUGUUUUAUUCCCUUUCUUUUCAAAAGUGGUAGUAAAUGUAAUGCAGUCUGUUUUCAGUCCUUAUUGUGCAGCUGAACUAUGUUUUUCUUGAGUCCGGGGUCAGUGUACAGCAGGCGUCGGCUGCGACAUGACAAUUCCAAUUCAGCCAUCGAAGAGGUCCCACUUUCUACUGCAUGCUUGUGCACUAAAGCUCCACUUCUGCUGAUAGAACGAGACAAAUCAAAUUUUACUCAGUAGAUACAGUGAACGGUCUCACGGCUUUACAUUACAGUAUCCAACUCAAUUCAACUGUAUGUUUUGGCCAAAUUUGCCCAUGUUUCUCAAUGCAGCGCUAAUGCAGGAUAGAAGAAUUCUGAGGAACUUCUCUAAUGGCUCCUAUACGGACGAGGAGUCAGAGAUAAUCUGUACAGUUCAAUGCCUUUGCCUGCCUCCUUCCCUUUCUGCCUGUCAGCCACAGGCAGACCUAGAUGAUAUUCUCAUACACAAGCUUGUAUACUACUCAGAAUGAUGUUGUAUAAUGGCUAUGCAUUUGGUGGUAUAGCGUGAAUAUUUGAGACAUUGUAUUUGAUACUCUUCUUUACCUGUCAGUAACGUAGCUCCCCUCUGCUUGUGCUUUCUCUGUUCCAACAGUAUAACAACUUUUAUUUUCCGUCAUACAAGCCCGUGUUUAGUUUUUCUUUUAAAAAGCCAAGGAUAUUUUUUUUUUACUGCUAAAAAAUCCCUUCUGAUGCGUUUCCUAUGUGCUGUACAAGAAAUACUAUGUGUGAAAAUAAACCAAACUUGUGUUCAUCCUUU